Molecule: messenger RNA, 459 nt
Organism: Drosophila navojoa
Lineage: Eukaryota; Metazoa; Arthropoda; Insecta; Diptera; Drosophilidae
Product: troponin C
Source: RefSeq, a predicted model, not a curated record
AUGGUUGAGGAACUGAGCAAAGAGCAAGUCGAAAUGUUGAAAAAGGCAUUUGACAUGUUCGACAGAGAAAAGAAAGGCUCCAUCCACACAUCUAUGGUAUCCACAAUCCUUAGAACUCUUGGUCAGACAUUCGUAGAAAGUGAACUAAAAGAAUUAAUAAUAGAAAUUGAUUCCGACGGCAGUGGAGAAUUAGAGUUCGAUGAAUUCUUGGCUCUUACUGCAAGGUUUUUGGUGGAAGAGGAUUCCGAAGCGAUGCAAGAAGAGCUAAGGGAGGCAUUUAGGAUGUACGAUAAAGAAGGCAAUGGGUAUAUCAACGUUUCGGAUCUGAGAGAAAUCCUUAGAGCCCUGGAUGACAAACUGACUGAGGAUGAGUUGGAUGAGAUGAUUGCUGAGAUCGACACAGACGGUAGCGGUACUGUUGACUUUGAUGAGUUCAUGGAGAUGAUGACAGGCGACUGA